This is a messenger RNA of Penicillium salamii, 1284 nucleotides long. The record is from the annotation of a GenBank genome assembly. NCBI's taxonomy places the organism in Eukaryota, Fungi, Ascomycota, Eurotiomycetes, Eurotiales, Aspergillaceae.
AUGCGAAUCAACCGGCAAGUUGACCAAGAGAAGAAUGAAUCGGAGCAAAGAAUCGACUCUGAACUUCCAGUUCCCCAGCCCGACCUGGUCUUUGAUGGUGGCUUGAUAGCAUGGGUGCAGGUUCUGCUUACCCAUAUCGUUUUUUUCAAUACUUGGGGCGUGGCCAAUGGCUACGGGAUCUUCCAACAAUACUACACCCAGACACUUGGCCAGACAGAGUCGUCGGUAUCCUGGAUCGGAAGCGUCCAGGUCUUUCUUCUUUUCAUAUUUGGCGUUGCAGCAGGGCGCCUCACGGACGGUGGACACUUUCGCCUCAUCUUUGUCUCCGGUGUUUUCCUUCAGCUCUUGGGACUUUUCAUGACAUCCUUGUCCACGAAAUAUUGGCAAAUAUUCCUCGCUCAAGCCGUUUGUCUAGGCACAGGGAAUGGAUUCACGUUUUGCCCAGCCUUGGCAGUACUCUCCCAAUAUUUCAGGAAAUAUCGCGCGUUUGCUGUUGGACUUGCGGCUGCCGGUGGUGCCAUUGGUGGUCUCAUAUACCCGGUCCUUAUAAACUGGUUGAUCUUCAAGGACAACGUUGGAUUCGCAUGGGCUUUGAGGGCUAUGGGCUUUAUAAUGCUCGCGACUUACAUCCCAUGCUUGGUAUGGUUUCGACCACGCCUACCACCUCGCGAAAGCGGACCUUGGAUAGAUACCUCUGCAUUUACCGAGAUGCCAUUCAUCUUCUUUUCCGCCAGCAUGUUCUUGAACUUCUGGGGACUGUAUUUUGCAUUCUUCUAUCUAGGAACUUUUGCACGGGAUCAAAUUGGUGUUGCCGAACCAAUCUAUCUAUUGAUGAUUCUGAACGGCGUUGGUGUGGUUGGGCGUGUUAUUCCGCCUAUGAUCGCCGAUAAAUGGACUGGUCCUCUCAACAUCUUGAUCCCACUUAGCUUUUCAGCAAGUAUCGUUGUGUACUGUUGGGCUGCGAUAUAUUCUAUCGGGGGGUUGCUUGCGUUUGCCGUGGUGUAUGGUUUCCUCGCAGCCGCGCUGCAAGCUCUUUUCCCUGCAGUUGCAACCAGCAUGACACCUCAUCCCAACAGGACAGGAACUCGGGUGGGAAUGAUCCUGGGGUUUGUUAGCUUUGCUAACCUCACCGGCCCGGCAAUCUGUGGUGCCUUGAUCAAAAAAGAAGAUGGAAGCUAUCUGGGCGCUCAAAUAUUCGCUGGGACUUCUAUUUUACUUGGUGCAGUCAUGGCACUGGCAGCGAGAAUCACAAAGGCAGGAAUAGCACUCAACGUGAAGGUAUAG